ACCAAAUGGAACAUUUAUGUAUUACAUACAAAUCUUCCAUGGAUUAUACUUAUGGAUAAUACAUGUAUUGACAAAAUAGACAGUCCAAAUGACUUGUAUUCCUUUUUAAAGAGUAUUAAAAAGGACAAAGGAUUCAAGGCAAAAGUUGUCCUUUUCCUUUUUAAAAACUGUCCGCAAGGAUCUGCAAAUUAUCAUCACUUUGGAGUUUUGAAGAACGUAAUUAAACUCCUUUUUACUGAGAACUUUCAAAAUAUAAGUUACUGGGGAGCACCAAAAAAGAAAAGUGAAAAUAACGGAUCAGAAAACUCAUCAGUUCGUGUAGUUCUAUCACAGUAUAUCAUAUCAAAAGAUAUGAUCGAACAGAUGUUGAUGACUCUGACACAUCUGGGGAUGAUUCUGACACAACUGAGGAUGAUUCUUCUUAAAAACUAACAAAAAAUCUUGUACUCACAUUUAAUCACUAUGAAUCGUUGUGCCCAAAGUUCAAAGUGCUGGCUUCUAUUUAAUUAAAUAUUCAUUAUCCUUUUAUUUUUGAAGUGCAGCUCUUAUUGAGUAAUUAUCAUUUUCAUUCGUUCACACUCAUCACUUAACUUCGUUUUUUG
Molecule: messenger RNA, 602 nt
Organism: Chironomus riparius
Lineage: Eukaryota; Metazoa; Arthropoda; Insecta; Diptera; Chironomidae
Source: the annotation of a GenBank genome assembly